AUGGUCAAGGUUUGUUAUGGUUGUAUGGUUGCUGAUGGCGUUCGUCUUAAUGCAAAGCUACACUGCAAUUUUAUCUGCAAUGUUCACAGUAGAUCAGUUAGCCUACAGGGAGCGAAAAUGGAGGUCGAUGCAAUCUUUGAUGAAAUCCCAUACAUAAACUUGUUUCUUGAUAAGUAUGGUUCUGAUUAUAAAGUUGUUGGUCCAACAUACAAAACAGAUGGAUUUGGCUUUAAAAAUUUUGGACCUACAUAUCCAUCAUCGAAUUCUCUAAUCAAUUCGAUAAACCCGGACAUCCCAAAGCUGACAGUUUACGACUUUGGAGGACUAUUUAUCCUCAUUGGAGCAGCGCUGUUAUUUGCAUUAUUCUGCUCAGAGACCUCAGUUGGCCAAAAACUCACCAAUAUAGUUGCACAUUAUGGCCAAAAAUCUUUCAUUUUUAUAUCAUUUCAAGGGAAUGACUCAAGGGUUCACUCAACUCUCCGUUCUGAUGAUGGAAAUGAAGUUCAAGAAACUGAUCAUAUCAAUCAAGCAUCUGCACAGGGAGAAGAUUUAGUCAUUUCAGUAAGAAAUGGACAAGCUAAUGAGUCUGAGCAAGGCAAUCCUAGUGAUGAAAUUCAGCUAUCUGAGAUCGGGAACAGCAACACCGAUGCCAUACAGGAAGACAAACCAGUUAGUGAUCAAUCUGCCAAGACAGGUUUCAUAAGUAAUGAAACUGCAGAACCAACCUCUGUCCAUAUUGGUCUGAUUUUUGAUACUGUAUCACCUAUGGAUGCUAUGGUGGAUACAUGUAUCGCGAUGGCAAUCUGUGAUUUUUAUACAUCUCAUCCGGAUUACAAAACGAGAUUGAUUCUCCAUAGAAGAGAUGCUCAGGAUGACCUGGAUAUAGUAUCUGCAGCAACUGGAUUUGCAAUAGAUAUAUUCCUCUAUGCCCUGGACCUUCUACCAUUUCAUUUAGAUUACGAGUUCUUUUCUCCUACUAAUGAAAGCGGGCGAAGUAAUGAAACAUACGAUGAUCUUCUCCAUGGAAUACCAAACCAGUAUGACAUAUUUGUUGCUGACACGACAAUCUUGGCUGAUCGAGCAAAAUAUGUUGAUUUCACUCUGCCAUAUUCUGCAGCAGGAACCGUUAUGGUGGUCAGAAACAGGAAACAAAGAGACAUAUGGAUCUUUGUGAAGCCAUUUAGGUGGGAUCUUUGGCUGCUAAUAUUUUGUACUAGCAUAUGCAUUGGUAUAGUCCUUCAAAUACUGGAGCGUCGAGCAAAUAGCCAACCAGAUUCUAUUGGAUUACGUAACAGCAGACUUGGGUUGUCUUUCCCAAUUUCCUCACUAGCUUUUCCAGAAAGAGAUUUGGUUACAAAUAAAUGGGCAAUUUCUGUCAUGGUUGUGUGGUUGCUGAUGGCCGGCAUCCUAAUGCAAAGUUACACUGCAAAUUUAUCUGCAAUGUUUACAGUGGAUCAGUUAGACUACAGAUUUUCAAGUAAUGAUUCCAUUGGGGCAUUCCCUUUAGGAUCUCCACUGGUUGCAUAUUUCUCAAGGGCAAUCCUAGCAGUGACAGAAAGCGUGAACAUGACUGCGAUUCAGGAAAAGAACUUUGGACCUUCAAAUCCAACAACUAGUGGCAGUCAAAUCAAUUCAGUGAGCUCAGAGAGCCCAAAGUUGCGAGUUUACGACUUUGGAGGAUUGUUUAUCAUAAUAGGCUCAGCACUGCUACUUGCACUAUUCUGCUCAGAGACCACUGUUGGUCAAAAAAUCACCAACAAAGUUGCAGAUUGCAGUCAGAAAUCUCUCUUCUUCCUACCGAAUCGAGGGUAUGACGCAAGGGAUGACUCAACUGUCCAUCCUGAUGAAGAUAAUCAAAAUGAAGAUUCAUCUUCUGAUGAUGAUCAGCAUCAAGGAUCUGACCACAACAUGAACAACAUCAACCCUGAAUCCGGCCAAGGAGACUUGAAGGUUUCAGCUGGAAGCAACGGCCCAGUUAACAAGGACAAUCCUACAAAUGAAAUUCAGCUAUCUGAGCUCAGGAAUGCCAAUGUAACGGAAGAAAGACGAAUCAGUUAG
Messenger RNA from Oldenlandia corymbosa var. corymbosa, 2058 nucleotides. Lineage: Eukaryota; Viridiplantae; Streptophyta; Magnoliopsida; Gentianales; Rubiaceae. The record is from the annotation of a GenBank genome assembly.